Molecule: messenger RNA, 453 nt
Organism: Danaus chrysippus (African queen)
Lineage: Eukaryota; Metazoa; Arthropoda; Insecta; Lepidoptera; Nymphalidae
Source: the annotation of a GenBank genome assembly
AUGCCAUACAAACGAAAGAAAUAUCAUGUCGGAGAUACCCAUUUAAAAAAACGCUGGCGAGUGCGCAAUAGGAAGAAGGAUUUAGACCAAAUAGACGUAGAUUUGAAAGAAGAAAAUGCAGACAAGUUAUUGAAUCAAAGCGUCGAUCUCGACUUACCUGGUGCUGCUCAAUAUUACUGCCUACAUUGUGCUCGCUACUUUAUCCAUCAACACGCUCUUGCCGACCAUUUUAAAACGAAGGUACACAAAAGGAGAUUAAAGGCAUUGGAGCUCGAACCAUACUCCAUAGAAGAAUCUGAGAGAGCCGCGGGGCAUGGAAACUUCAAGCUACCUAAUAAACGUAAAAUUGUCACACAAGAAACUAAAAACAUAGAAAACGAAGACAUAACAGAGAGGGAUUCAGAGGAAGUUAUUCCAAACAAAAAGAAAAAAACUGAAGAAAAUGAUACAUAA